This is a messenger RNA of Megalops cyprinoides (Indo-Pacific tarpon), 2207 nucleotides long. RefSeq names its product kaptin (actin binding protein) (gene kptn). Lineage: Eukaryota; Metazoa; Chordata; Actinopteri; Elopiformes; Megalopidae. Bases 102 to 1445 code for a protein of 447 amino acids. Gene Ontology annotation, biological process: cellular response to amino acid starvation; negative regulation of TORC1 signaling; actin filament organization. The transcript has 12 exons. The record is from RefSeq and is a predicted model, not a curated record. Gene Ontology annotation, cellular component: KICSTOR complex; lamellipodium; actin cytoskeleton. Gene Ontology annotation, molecular function: actin filament binding.
GGAAGAAUACAGUCUUACCCAAAUGUUUGGACCGCGGUAGCCGAGGGCUUUCUCGGUAGCAAGCCCCUCGUUUGCGUCCUAGCGUGUUCAGACUGUGCAAAAUGCAGCGGGACGCAAAAUGGACUUGUCCGUUUGUGGAGGACAGUUUUAGCCGCUUUUCGUCGCAGAGCAAUAUAUACGGACUGUGCAAGGCCGGGGAGCAAGAGCUGCUUGCCGCAACUCUUAAAGGCAAAGUCGUGUGUUUCAAGUACCAAGAUAUCCGUCAAAAAAUCCGGCCCGUUGCCAAGGAGGUGCAGUUCACCUACAUCCCAGUCGAUGCUGAGAUCGUGUCUAUCGACGCCUUUAACAAGUCCCCUCCCAACAGAGGUCUGGUUGUGGGAAUCACGUUUAUCAAGGACUCUGGUGAUAAGGCGAGUCCCUUCCUUAACAUCUACUGUGACUAUGAGCCGGGGUCUGAGUUCAACCUGGAGUCUAUUGCACAGAGCUGCCUGAACCUGGAGCUGCAGUUCACCCCCUUCCAGCUCUACCACACUGAGGUGCAAUGUGCAGGCACUGGCAGCGAGACUGUGUUCCUCCUCAGCGGCCACGACCAGCGCAUACACCUGUACAAGGAGAACGCAUCCUUGCACCAGUUUGAAGAGCACCCUGUGGAGAGACUGUUCCCAGAGCUACAGGACCUGCCCAGCAAUGUGCUGUGGCUGGAUGUUUUGAGCAUCUCUGGGGGUCGGCGUCUCUCUGCCUUUGGCUGUCAGAAUGGCUGUGUGGGUCUGGCCCUGGUGGAGCAGACAGGACCAGAGGUUCUGCAAAGCUGGCGAAUCCAGCAGGACAGCCCAGUCUCCACAGUGCUCCUCUUUCCACUCCGCAGUGGACCAGAACCAGACCCAAAUCAGGACCGAGACAGCAAGAGCGAACGUGAGAGCUACAGCCUCCUGGUGACCAGCACUGUGGAGAUCGCUGUGGUGUACAGGGAUGUGGAGGUGUGUGGGAUGAGCCGUCCGGUGUGCCUGCCAGAGAGCGAUCAGUUUGACUCUGUGCUCUGCGCGCUGGUCACCGACAUCGACUUUGAUGGUCACAAAGAGGUGCUCCUGGGGACCUAUGGACAGGAGCUGCUGUGCUAUAAAUUCCAGCAACCAGAGAAGGGGCAGGUCUUAGGAGCAGGGGGGCAGUUCCAACUGGUAUGGAGGCGGAGCUUCAAGAGUCCCUUGCUGUCAAUCACCUACCUGGAUCUCACCAGAGACGGACUUAGAGAGCUGACCAUUCUCACAUUGAAGGGGCUACAUAUACUGCAGCACAGUCUUACCCGGACAGCUGACCUGGUCCUGGAGCGCCUGACCAAAAGAGCGUCCCUGCUGGACAGUGGCAAGGAGGCCCAGACAGUCACUGUCCAGGAUGCUGGGGAAACCAAGGACACGACCACAAAGGACCAGGAUUCAGCUGUGCCUUAAAAGAAGCUGCCUGUUCAUUUUAAUUCCUGACACUAAUUUAUUGUGCAUCCUUUAAUUUCAGUUCACAGGGUCCGUAGGUUUUCAGUCCACCCCAGAUUUCAUUUACAAACACCCUGAGAGGGUUGCUUUGUUUUGCCAGGAAUGUGUUUACGGUAUGUGUGGAUUUGAACAGUCCAAAAAUAUGUACUCUAAAUCAUCUGUGCAGAUGAAAUGUUUGCAACAGUCAUGGCAUGUCCUGGCAAAUUGCCCCAUGGUAAAUGUGUUAGCUAGCAGCUGACCUUUGCUGCAGUUCCUCAACUGACCACCAGAGAGCACCUGCUCCUGCGUUGCUGUAACACUUGCGUUCUAAACCGCUCCUUUGCGCUUCAGUGCGUAAAUGCACUUUUCUAAACUCAAAGACGCUGUACAUGCAAACAGAGGACAAUAAAAGGAAAAAAAAAUUAAAUGAAUUUCUCCUGUAGGAUAAGAGCCGUUAAAAAGGAGAAUGUAAAAAAGACAUUGAAGAGAACUCCCAUAACCUCCUUAAAGCUUGGACAUAUGGCUAAACCCUGGUUUUCUAGGCUGUACUGGCAGACAUUUAGAGCCAUGUGUUUUCAUGGCAUCACAGAAACAAGCCCAGUUUCCCCCAUGAUGCACUGGAUUGACAAACUACACUGGAACUAUAGUUUAUUUUCUUCUCUUGAGGGUGUAUCCUGCCUCUUUAAAUAUCAUUGCAUUGUUACGAUGUGUACUGUAUUUACUGACAGUUACAUGCCUCAGAUA